AUGAUGACGGCAAGCUUGGAUAUCGAGAACAUCCUUCCCAAGUUCAACCGAUAUACUCAGGCUCUAUUGGACAGGACUUUGAAGCAUGACGUUUUUCAGCCAUGUCUGAAACUCUCCAAAAACAGCGAGAAAUUUGUGUGGCAGUGCCUUCAAGUUUCCCCGAAAGCCAGGAUUUCGGGUCUCGAAGCCGCGUGCCACGAUUGGCUUUGCACUCCAGAGAAGCACCUGGCAUUCUUUCAACAGCUCGACCACAAGAUCUUGGGUAGCUGGAAAGCUCCAGCCAAGUUGAACCCAAUGCCACUGCAGCUCCCAAGUGUCUUGAUGGGAGUCUUGGCCCAAGAGCGAGAUCAAGAGGAAUUGUUGAAGGCAUAUGCUACUCUCUCCCAGCGCUAUCACCUUUUACAGACAGAGUUCUCGAGGUAUUUCGGCACAGCAGAUCUCAAGAAUAAGUCAAGCAAAAUGCAAAUCACGGCUGCAAGCUCAGACAUUCCAGAAAGCUCGGGGACAGAACCGACAUCACCAUCCCGAGAAGUGGUCGAUUCCCAUCAACCGGGCACUUGCUCAACAAAUCCGAAGCGGAAGCACGACGAAGUUCUUUCCCGCGAUAUGAAACCACAAAUCGUGCCCAGACGAGAUGGGGCCCUGAUGAGAAUCUACAAUAGGACAACGACAGGCUAA
Molecule: messenger RNA, 678 nt
Organism: Metarhizium album ARSEF 1941
Lineage: Eukaryota; Fungi; Ascomycota; Sordariomycetes; Hypocreales; Clavicipitaceae
Exons: 1
Coding region: 1-678 (225 amino acids)
Source: RefSeq, a predicted model, not a curated record